Lathyrus sativus (Indian pea) is the source of this 1596-nucleotide messenger RNA. The record is from the annotation of a GenBank genome assembly. Lineage: Eukaryota; Viridiplantae; Streptophyta; Magnoliopsida; Fabales; Fabaceae.
AUGGAGGUUGAACCAGAAAAUCUCCCCAUUCCCGAAACCAUUCUCUACACCGCUCUCUCUCCACUUCCUCUCGCCGCUGAUGAUUCCCUAGACUCUGACAACCACGGACAAUACUCCGUUUUCCGUAACGAAAUCUCUCUCAACACGCCUCAAGUCAAUUCGGUUUAUUCCACCGCUCAAGAUUUCUUCUCCCUCGAUGUUGCCGGAGAAGCCGAAGAUGCCCUCCCCGAGCCUGUUACGCCAGUUGAGCCGAAGACGCCAGUACUUGGGCCCGAACCGACGCUAGAGAGUGGUUGGUUUCGUGGGAACUGCAAAUUCAGAAGCCCCAUGCUUCAGCUUCAUAAAGAGAUAGUGGAUUUUUGUGAAUUUUUGUCACCUACUCCUGAAGAGAAAGCUAAACGUGACUCAGCAAUAGAAUCUGUGUUUGAAGUUAUAAAGCAUAUAUGGCCUCAUUGUCAGGUUGAAGUUUUUGGGUCUUUCAGGACAGGGCUGUAUCUUCCUACUAGUGAUAUUGAUGUUGUGAUUCUGAAAUCAGGCUUACCGAAUCCUCAGAUUGGUUUGAAUGCAAUUUCUAAAUCAUUGUCACAAAGGAGCAUGGCUAAAAAGAUACAGGUUAUUGGAAAGGCUCGUGUGCCAAUUAUUAAAUUCGUUGAAAAGAGGAGUGGUCUUUCCUUUGAUAUAAGUUUUGACAUAGAUAAUGGACCCAAGGCCGCCGAGUAUAUUCAGGAAGCAGUGGCUAAGUGGCCUCAACUACGGCCGUUGUGUUUGAUUUUGAAAGUAUUUUUACAACAAAGAGAACUUAACGAGGUGUAUUCUGGUGGGAUUGGUUCCUAUGCUCUCCUUACCAUGCUGAUGGCAGUGUUACGGAAUGUCCGACAGAGCCAAACUUCUACAGAGCACAACUUAGGGCUCCUUUUGGUACAUUUUUUCGAUUUUUAUGGACGUAAAUUGAAUACCUCAGAUGUCGGUGUAUCUUGUAAUGGAGCUGGCACCUUUUUCCGUAAGAUUAGUAAAGGGUUUUACAAUAAAGGAAAGCCAUUUCUUCUGGGCAUUGAGGAUCCACAGACUCCAGAGAAUGACAUUGGGAAGAGCUCCUUCAAUUACUUCCAGGUUCGGUCAGCAUUUUUAAUGGCUUUCACGACUCUGACAAAUCCCAAGGUCAUCCUGAGCUUAGGACCUAACAGGAGCAUUCUUGGCACUAUAAUUAGACCAGACCCUGUCUUGAUGGAGCGUAAAGGGGGAUCGAAUGGAGAAAUAACUUUUAAUAGUUUGCUUCCCGGUGCCGGUGAGCCAGUACAACAGCAGUUCGGAGAGAAUGAUAUGUUGUGCAAUUGGCAGUUGGAUUACGAGGAAGAACCACUACCACGAGGAGACGGAGAUAACACCAUUGCAGAGCCCAGCGCACAUUCUUCCAGAAAAAAGAGAAAAUCCGCCUCCAAGGACGAGAAUAAUAGUGAGAAGAAGCCAAAGGAAAACGGGCAUUCUCGGAAAAUCAAGAAUGAGGAGAAUGGUGCUCUGACAGAAAACGGUGUACACAAGAAACAUAAGAAAAAACGGGGCAAACAUUUUAGAUUUAGAUCAGAGGCCAGCUACUGA